Hylaeus volcanicus is the source of this 4182-nucleotide messenger RNA. RefSeq lists its product as uncharacterized. The transcript has a single exon. Lineage: Eukaryota; Metazoa; Arthropoda; Insecta; Hymenoptera; Colletidae. The record is from RefSeq and is a predicted model, not a curated record. Bases 257 to 2977 code for a protein of 906 amino acids.
UCCAGUGGUGGGGAUGAAAAUUAGUUACGGCAUCCACCAAGAGACCUAAAAGGAACUCCGUGCGCGGCGCGGCCAGGCAAGCACUUCGUGCAAUGUUACGCGUUAAGGUACCCCCGUGCGUCGUUGGCAGUGCCCGGUUACGAAGCUCAUCGUCGUCAUUAUCGCCGUCGUUGUCGUCUCCGGUGUUGGACGCGUGACGGUCAUCGACGUCACGCCAAGAAAAAGUUGGUUCGGUGGGUGCGCGAAACUACACGUUAUGGCUCACGGUGUGAGCGAGGUGCUCGGUGAGGGGAACUCGGUGAAAAUGGUGCAUCAGAAACAGCAACAGCAGUCGGUAGUGCAUCAGCAGCAACAAAACGGCACUAGGAAAUCCGUCGGAGUGAUGGGCAGUAGACGAAUAUUUGCGCCGGCCUUCAAGCUCAAGGUUCUCGAUUCGUACAGGAACGACAUCGACUGUCGUGGGAAUCAGCGAGCCACCGCGAGGAAAUACGGAAUCCACAGACGUCAAAUACAAAAGUGGUUACAGUGCGAGGAUAAUUUGAGAAACAGUUGUGCCGAGACUGGAAAUUCGGGAGUCGUUUCGUCUACGGUGAUCUCUUCCGCGGGUGUUUCCAAGUCGGACGGUACCGUGACGGAAGGUACGGGGCCUGCCGUGACUCCAGCAGCGCCGGCCUUGAACCUCAGCCUCACCAGACUGCACGGCGACGAGCUGGCUACACAGCAAGGGCCCCCACCUCUUCUUUCUCGUCCUCCUCAUGGUGGUUCAGGCUCUUCGCCCCAAUAUGCCGCUCAAUCCACCACGGUCCCGGUUUUAUCCGUUCGCCUCGGAUAUCAAGAAUAUUCCGGUAAUCAGGAGCCCCAUCAUCUUCGUCGAGUGGCGGAGGAUCGCGCGCAGAUAACGGACUCGGUUCACGAAUACUCGGAAACUCGCGGGGAUCGGGAACAAGUCGGUUACUACGUUCUAAACGGCGACGGACAACGAGAAAUCGAGACCUCGACGUCGUUCGACGGCCGAAACGAGGCGAAGGUAUAUCAAACGUUGACCAGCUAUCGCGUGCCUUCUCAUCAAGCGCACCGGUACAAGGAAAACGAAAUAAUCGGUGCGAUGGUUCAUCAUCGGCAAGAACAUCGUUCGCCGAGCCUCCAUCGAUCUCAACAAACUUACGGAGACGUGGAUUCUUCCGUGGACGGGAAAUCAUCGUACGGUUUGCUGCUAGCGCCGUCCAUGAUAAAGACGGAACGAGCGAGCCCAGACUCAGCGGCGACACCAGGACCGUGCGAAUCGACGUGUUCUCCCGGUGCCCCUAAGGUCCCGCUCUCGCCCGUUUCGCAUCGCGCCAAUAGUACCACCAGCACCAGCUCCACGACGUCCGUUCACUUCGAUUCCCCACGGGCAUCCGUGAGUCCAUGCUUGCACGUGCACGAACACGCACACGCAUACGCGUCUCCGACACCGGAUUCCAAGAAGUCGAUCCAAGAGUCGAACGAGACAACGGUCCGUAUCGAAGAGAAGGGAACGGAGGAUGUCGUGAAUGAGGCGAAAAUCGGUAGGACGGUGAUCAAGGAAGAAUUGCACUUCGAGGAAGAGGGGGAGGAAGAGGACAAGGAGGAGGAGGAGACGAACGACGAAGGAAGAGAGGCCGAUGCAUCAUCGUACGUCGAUUAUCAACGGGCACCUGCCGACUCGCGUCCGGUAAGCCCAGCGAACGAUCCGGAAGGAUAUUCCUUGCCGUCGAGCCCUCGAGAUCCCGCUAGUUCCGGGAGAUCCAGCACCAGUUGCUCAGACAGCGAAAUGGACCCUCUCGAUUGCUCUUCCGGUGGGCAUAAUUCGUCCAACGAUCUCGCUCGUCGACGAUCCUUUUCCCUUCGCUUCAAACUGGACGUUCUAGACGCUUUUCACAGAGACGUCGGCGUAGCUGGGAAUCAACGUGCAACAGCGAGAAAAUUUGGCAUUAAUCGGCGCCAAGUACAAAAAUGGCUAGGCCAGGAGACGGAGCUUAGGGGUGAAAUCGCUGUUCGUGGAAACUCACGGCAACGGCUGGGCCCUAUCCAGGAUGCCGCUUCCGGUGAGUCACCGGUGGAUCUGAGGACGUCGAACUAUGUUUCCAACUUAUCGCACGAUCGAAUCGAAGCCGAGUACGACCUAUCGCCUCCGCCUCUUUACUGUUGCGACGUAGGUUUUUCCUCCUCGCAACAUCUUUCCUACUACCACCACUCGGUGAUGAUGGAUCCAUCGUCUGAGAGCGAGCCCGCGGCUUCUUGCAAUCUCUCCUGCUGCAUGGACGUUCACGCGACGACACCGGCGCCCUCGUGUUACCAGGAAACGUCCUUAAGAGGGUCUUGCUACUCGGACCCUCAAAACAGGCUGUACUGUUAUUCCCCCAGAGAGUAUUCGUCCGAGAUCACAUCCGUGCCCGAGACAACGGAGGAAUUUUCGUCCUCGAAAAGACAGCACUGCACUCUGGCGUGCUGCUACGAGGGUACGCCGUCCCCGAAGAGGAUCUGUUUGGAAACCGACGAGACUAUCGGGACGAGCCCUGCGUGCCAGGAAGCGCCGCCUCAAGACACGCCAUUGUGUCUAGUAAAACCGAAAAGGCUCUUCGAUUCGCCAAGAUCGGAACCAGUGACCAGCACCGUCCCGACGCCACCGGCAUCCACGGCACCUCCUCCUCCGGAACCAAUCUCUAAGAAGGAUGCUAUCCUGUUCAAACCGUACCUGGACAAUCCCGUAAGUAAGCCUGCGAAGGAGCACUCGAUCCAGAGGGGGCUGUCCCCCGUUAGCAGCCAGAACGUCGUCAACAACAACAACAACUGCCAAAGCAUCUGCAAUUUAAACGAAAGCAGGGGCCACGACUACGCCCUCGAACUCAGUUUAAGACUGCCGGUAUCCUGGAGGACUCACCCGAGUCCGUACACCGAGUUCCCUCAAGUUAAAAGCGCGUUCGUUAGGUAUCCAGCGAGUCCUCAUUACAGUUAAAUCGGCAACACUUUUUCGAUCCUCAACGCAGCGGGAUAGACGCGAUACAUAUUCAUCGAUCCUUCGUCGUCAUCCGAAAAUCAUUCGAAAUCGACUUGCCGAUCCCCACCAUUUGAGCAAAAGGAUUCGCCGACGAAGGAUCGAUAGAUACGUGAUCAACGACACGUCGCGGGCCGCGAACGUUUAUCGUUUCGAUACCGCGUUAUAGAUCGCGAUAAAGUCUUAAUCAGUCAUUGGACGAUGCAUGGCGUGGUAGGAGAAAUUAUACAUAAUCGUGUCCUCGGCCGACGUGUUCUCCCAACUUGCCCCAGGCCUGCUUCUCUUCGUUAUUCCCCGCAUCCUCUAAAAAAUCGGUGCAGAUAUCCAGCCUGACACUUUUUCGUUGUUAUCGUCGAGAUUAGCGUUGAGCGGCUAUCGGCUAGGCCGUUUAGAGGUCGCGUGGCAUCGUUAUAAUUACGGAAUUAUGUCAGUCGCAGCAAUAGAUACCGAUCACGGAGAAAAACUCUCCCGCGAGCGAUGGGGUUACGCAACGAUCGGAAGAUACCAUCUUAUUUUUCAACGAAUCCCUCCUCGAGUCUCUAGAGAUCGAAUCAGGAAUGAAAAGUUCCACGAAGCGAAAAGUAUUCCCGUGUAUUGUAUUCCCGUCGCACCCACUGGCUUCUCCGCGAACGGCCGUCGUUUUUCUUAUUCCGUCUUCGUCGAGGAUCGAUCGUCGUUAGAUAUCGUUUAAUUGCUCAAAGAAUUUCUUCCAUGCGCGCACCUGUGUUACACGCACGGUGCGCAAGUAUUACGACAGGGUUCCGUCUCCGUUUUCUUUUCUCUCAUUUUCUUCUCCCCCGCCGCUCGACUCGGAUCAUCCGACAAUUUUUCUUCGUCGUUUCUUUCCUUCCCGGCGGAUCGAUGACUUGUAAAUAUGUAAAUAGCGCGGAAUCGACCGAUCCACGGUUACAGAGGUAUACGACAGCGUAAAAGGAUCGAGCCGGUUCCCGGAAUUUUCACCGAAAACGGAAAUCGCGACAAUUUCGAAGGAAGGAGAGGAACGGCAACGAGAAGAAUUCGAUAGCGUGAUAGUAUUGUACGUCGCGAUCGCUUCCGUUCGAAACCGCACCGCGUGCCUUUUCCUCCCAGUUUCGGAGCGAAUUAACUUGUAGACGCGUGCAUAAACAAAAAUAUAUUUUGUAUCGAUCUGUGCGCUUCUUCGGUCC